ACUUCCGCUGACGUCGGAGGUCAGAGGUUUCAGACGACAUGUCGGCCGAUGGUCGCUUUGAGCCUUUGCGGAGAGGAGCAUCUCUGUGACAGAAGCUUGUUGACGGCGGCUUCUAGGAGCUAGUCGAAGGAUCGAGGUUGAGACGGGCAGCACCCUUCAGUUCGCGCCCCUGGGGACUGGCCGGCUGCGAGACGUGACUUUUGGGGACCGCAGGGGAGCGGGGAGUGUGAGGUGCCAAAGACCAGUAAUGCCCUGUAUCCCACCGGGAAGCCGGGAAGCCAAGCUCCGCGGGACCACUUCAUGCCGCUGACUGGUGUAGAGCCCGCCAGAAUGAACAGGAAGAAAGGAGACAAGGGCUUUGAAAGCCCAAGGCCAUAUAAAUUAACCCAUCAGGUCGUCUGCAUCAACAACAUAAAUUUCCAGAGAAAAUCUGUUGUGGGAUUUGUGGAACUGACUGUAUUUCCCACAGUUGCAAACUUGAAUAGAAUCAAGUUGAACAGUAAACAGUGUAGAAUAUACCGAGUAAGGAUCAAUGAUUUAGAGGCUGCCUUUAUUUACAAUGACCCAACCUUGGAAGUUUGUCACAGUGAAUCAAAACAGAGAAACCUCAAUUAUUUUUCCAAUGCUUAUGCAGCUGCAGUUAGUGCGGUGGACCCUGAUGCAGGAAAUGGAGAACUUUGCAUUAAGGUUCCAUCAGAGCUGUGGAAACACGUUGAUGAGUUAAAGGUCCUGAAGAUACACAUCAAUUUUUCUCUGGAUCAGCCCAAAGGAGGUCUUCAUUUUGUGGUACCCAGUGUAGAGGGAAGUAUGGCAGAGAGAGGUGCUCAUGUUUUCUCUUGUGGGUAUCAAAAUUCUACAAGAUUUUGGUUCCCUUGUGUUGAUUCAUACUCUGAAUUGUGUACAUGGAAAUUAGAAUUUACAGUAGAUGCUGCAAUGGUUGCUGUUUCUAAUGGCGAUUUGGUGGAGACAGUGUAUACCCAUGAUAUGAGGAAGAAAACUUUCCAUUAUAUGCUUACCAUUCCUACAGCAGCGUCAAAUAUCUCCUUGGCCAUUGGACCAUUUGAAAUACUUGUAGAUCCAUACAUGCAUGAGGUUACUCAUUUUUGUUUGCCCCAACUUCUUCCAUUGCUGAAACAUACCACAUCAUACCUUCAUGAAGUCUUUGAAUUUUAUGAAGAAAUUCUUACGUGUCGAUACCCAUACUCCUGUUUUAAGACUGUCUUCAUUGAUGAGGCUUAUGUUGAAGUGGCUGCUUAUGCUUCCAUGAGCAUUUUUAGCACGAAUCUUUUACACAGUGCCAUGAUUAUAGAUGAGACACCUUUGACUAGAAGGUGUUUAGCCCAGUCCUUGGCCCAGCAGUUUUUUGGAUGUUUCAUAUCUAGAAUGUCUUGGUCUGAUGAAUGGGUGCUGAAGGGAAUUUCAGGCUAUAUCUAUGGACUUUGGAUGAAAAAAACUUUUGGUGUUAAUGAAUACCGCCAUUGGAUUAAAGAGGAGCUAGACAGAAUUGUGGCAUAUGAACUGAAAACUGGUGGAGUUUUACUACAUCCCAUAUUUGGUGGAGGAAAAGAGAAGGAUAAUCCAGCUUCCCAUCUACACUUUUCAAUAAAGCAUCCACAUACACUGUCCUGGGAAUACUACACUAUGUUUCAGUGUAAAGCCCACCUUGUGAUGAGAUUGAUUGAAAAUAGGAUCAGUAUGGAAUUUAUGCUACAGGUUUUCAAUAAACUACUAAGUCUGGCUAGUACUGCUUCAUCUCAGAAGUUCCAGUCACAUAUGUGGAGUCAGAUGUUGGUUUCCACAUCUGGGUUUUUGAAAUCCAUUUCAAAUGUCUCUGGCAAAGAUAUUCAGCCGUUAAUAAAGCAGUGGGUAGAUCAGAGUGGAGUGGUAAAAUUUUAUGGAAGUUUUGCAUUUAAUAGAAAACGAAAUGUCUUGGAAUUGGAAAUAAAACAGGACUAUACAUCUCCUGGAACUCAGAAAUAUGUGGGACCACUUAAAGUGACAGUGCAGGAGUUAGAUGGAUCCUUCAAUCAUACGCUGCAAAUUGAAGAAAACAGCCUUAAACACGAUAUACCCUGCCAUUCCAAAAGUAGAAGGAAUAAAAAGAAAAAAAUCCCACUGAUGAAUGGGGAGGAAGUUGACAUGGAUCUUUCUGCAAUGGAUGCCGAUUCCCCUUUGCUGUGGAUAAGGAUAGACCCAGACAUGUCAGUAUUGAGAAAGGUAGAAUUUGAGCAAGCUGAUUUUAUGUGGCAGUAUCAGCUCCGGUAUGAGAGAGAUGUUGUUGCACAGCAGGAAUCCAUUUUGGCUUUGGAAAAAUUCCCUACUCCAGCAUCUCGGCUUGCACUCACUGAUAUAUUAGAACAAGAGCAGUGUUUCUACAGAGUAAGAAUGUCAGCUUGCUUCUGUCUUGCAAAGUUCUUUUUUUUCUUUCUUUUGUAGACUAUGCCAGUUGCAAUGGCUUUAUUAAGAGAUGUUCAUAAUCUUUGUCCUAAAGAAGUCUUAACGUUUAUUUUAGACUUAAUCAAGUACAAUGACAACAGGAAAAAUAAGUUUUCAGAUAACUAUUAUCGUGCAGAAAUGAUUGAUGCCCUGGCCAACUCUGUUACACCUGCAGUCAGUGUGAAUAAUGAAGUUAGAACUUUGGAUAACUUAAAUCCUGAUGUGCGACUCAUUCUUGAAGAAAUCACCAGAUUUUUGAAUAUGGAAAAACUUCUUCCGAGUUAUAGACAUACCAUCACUGUCAGUUGUUUGAGAGCCAUACGGGUACUUCAGAAAAACGGACAUGUGCCAAGUGAUCCAGCUCUUUUUAAAUCUUAUGCUGAAUAUGGCCACUUUGUGGACAUUAGGAUAGCAGCUUUGGAAGCAGUUGUUGAUUAUACUAAAGUGGACAGAAGUUAUGAAGAACUGCAAUGGCUACUUAAUAUGAUUCAGAAUGACCCUGUGCCCUAUGUAAGGCAUAAGAUUCUCAACAUGUUGACUAAGAACCCACCAUUUACUAAGAACAUGGAGUCUCCCUUAUGCAAUGAAGCCCUGGUAGAUCAACUUUGGAAACUUAUGAAUUCUGGUACUUCACAUGACUGGAGGUUACGGUGUGGUGCUGUGGACUUGUACUUCACACUUUUUGGCCUCAGUAGACCUUCCUGUUUACCCUUGCCAGAGCUUGGGUUGGUUCUUAAUCUAAAGGAGAAAAAAGCUGUCUUGAAUCCUACCAUAAUUCCAGAGGCAGUAGCCGGCAACCAAGAAGCUGCAAAUAAUCCAAGCAGUCACCCACAGCUAGUUGGAUUUCAGAACCCUUUUUCAAGUUCUCAAGAUGAGGAGGAGAUUGAUAUGGAUACUGUUCAUGAUAGCCAGGCCUUCAUUUCCCAUCAUUUAAACAUGCUUGAAAGGCCGUCAACUCCAGGGCUCUCGAAGUAUCGGCCAGCUAGCUCCCGAUCUGCUUUAAUACCCCAGCACUCAACAGGCUGUGACAGCACACCCACCACAAAACCCCAGUGGAGUUUGGAACUUGCACGGAAGGGAACAGGUAAAGAACAAUCACCUUUGGAGAUGGGUAUGCAUCCAGUGGCAAGCGCUCCACUCUCAGUCUUUACUAAGGAAUCUACAGCCUCCAAACACAGUGACCACCAUCACCACCAUCACCAUGAGCACAAGAAAAAGAAGAAGAAGCACAAACAUAAGCACAAACACAAGCAUAAGCAUGACAGUAAAGAGAAGGACAAGGAGCCUUUCACUUUCUCCAGCCCUGCCAGUGGCAGGUCUAUUCGUUCUCCUUCCCUUUCAGACUGAGAAGGGGACAAAGAGACCUUUCCUUCCAUGUCCAGAAGAAUGUAUGUAACUAAAGCUUUGUCCUCUCUGAUGAAUGAUAAAAGGGAGGGGGGAAAGGAUUUGCCUCUCCUACAGAAAUUCUGAAUUCAUUUAAGUUCUAAGCAUUUGAUUUACAUUAUUUAUACAGUUGGGAUCUAAUUAGGAAAAUGUGUUUUGUAGUUCUGGAUAGACUAUUUCUUCCGCUGUUUCUUCCUCAAAACACACACACAGAGCAAACUCCUUUUCAUAAAAGCCCUCAUAUCCACUGGCAGUCCCCAUUCGCAUCAUGCUCUCCAUGUGUACUGCCAGAGUCAAUUAUGUUUGAAAGCCUUUGGUGGAUGUUAUGGGGCAAAGUAUGAUUUACACAGAAGCAACUGCCAAAUCCGUGGUGCAACCACUAUCUCCAGUGAAAUAUUGUAUAACACCAUUUGGAACUACUGAAAAGACAGAGGCUUUUCUACAGGGCUCUUCCUUAUUGCACCAUUUUUGUAUUAACCAUAGAAACUAAGCAUCAGAAUUUAUGUACAAAGAGUAUGUUAUUUUUCCUUUUGCUCUGAAAUACUGAGAUUUGGGGAAGCAAUUCUUUUUUAAAAAAAUUUUGAAUAACUAUCUUUUGAUAACACAUUCGGCGGUUAUGAUGUUGGAAUUUAGCAGAACUAUCAAAUCCAAAAUUGUUUUCAAAUCAAGAUGUUUAAAUUAUAAGUUGUUUUGUUUUCCAGUAAGUAUGAAUGAAAAUAUUCAUAUGUAAAAUAUGUUUUGCUAAAUUUGGACAAUUUACACACCCAACAUUUACUUUUUCCAAAAUUAUUUCUGUGGGACACAAAGUAUACCUUUAAAAAGGUGACCUUAUAUAUUGUUUAUUAACAUAGAAAUAGACAAUUUGGCUCUCAUACCAUAAGCAUUUUAAAACACAUAUGAAACGUUUUGAUUUCAUUGUAUGGUAGUGUGUUUUUAUUUUUAUUUCUGAAUUUUCCAUAUGCUUUAAUACUUGUUUAAGAAUAUUUUUAUAUCUGUUCCAUUUUUAUCAUUUCCCUUAUCGUUAGAAAGUUUGACAAAAAUACUUGAAUAUUGGUUCUCUAAAUAUACUUUUAGUUGUGUUUAACUUGUUUAAUAAAUAACUUUUUAAGUUGAUCA
Molecule: messenger RNA, 4935 nt
Organism: Mandrillus leucophaeus (drill)
Lineage: Eukaryota; Metazoa; Chordata; Mammalia; Primates; Cercopithecidae
Gene: TAF2
Product: TAF2 RNA polymerase II, TATA box binding protein (TBP)-associated factor, 150kDa
Exons: 25
Biological process (GO): transcription initiation at RNA polymerase II promoter
Cellular component (GO): transcription factor TFIID complex
Molecular function (GO): chromatin binding; RNA polymerase II general transcription initiation factor activity; transcription cis-regulatory region binding
Source: RefSeq, a predicted model, not a curated record